AUGGAGCUAGACCUCCCAUUCUCUGACCCAGAACCCGUUAUCGAGGAAGAAGAGCCUAGCGUCCUCGAGUACGCGCGAGAGCAAGGCAUCUGCAUUGACUACACGACAGAGCUGCCGCGACUCGUCGACAUCUGUCUCUCGCUCAAAGAUGCAAUUGAUCAGGAUCUUCGGGAUCCUUUUGGUGAUGACCUCACUAACGCAGUCACCGCUGCUCACGAGCUAACAAAGCAAAAACUCGCAGUCACCAAGGAUGUCGCAUUACUCUUGAAGUCAGUCUUGGGAUUGCGAGAACCUCCAACUGGCGAUCCGCUUGCGACAGAUGGGCAGCAACGUGUUCGCGAUAUGAAGCAUGAACUUCCGGUCUUGCAGACGGAUGCUGAGCUUGAUAUGUUAAACUUUGGGACGAGAGUCGAGCCUGACCUCAGAGACCUGAGAACGCGACUACCGUCUGAAGACCUGGAUGAAGAGAACGAUGAAGGGUUCGGGUGGCCUGCAAAGUACUUUGCGUAUCCGGCGCAAUGCGAUGCGAAAAUCAAAAGCGAGAAGCUUGCGGUAACGAGGGAUGUUCUGACAUUUCUGCAAAGCGCGGUGUGGGACGACUUCACGCCCGAAGAUGAUGAAAAGGUCAUGAGAGAAGAACUGGAGACCAGAAGGGUAGGUGCAUUCCAAUUGAGUAGCAGCGACUCGGUCGUGGCCGAAGCCAAAGCCCUAGAACAACAGACAAUGGCCAGAGACUCCCUCAUACGACACCACUCUGGCAGUAGUGACUCGAUGUUACUCGACAUAGCGGACCUCGACGCACUUUUCGAUACUGAAGAGGCUAUCGGCCCUCACUUCUCAGACCGCAUCCCGACAAUCUUAAAGCGAAGGGCAGACGAUCUCAAAGUGGAAGGACCGUUGACGCCACCGAUCUUAUCAGAUUCACCUAUGAAGAAACUGAAGUCGGUCUCGUUCUCAAAUAUGAUACAGGUUGGCGACAUUUUGGAGCCAUGGACUGGUGACCAUCGCCCUGGAACAUCUGACUCCCAGAAUACCAUAGACGAACUGUUCAAGGAGAUCGAGCCAAUUGCCAACGAAGCACGAAGGAAGAUCGAGAACGAGAAGCUGACCGGAGCCGACACGAUUUCUCGAGUAGAAGUACCUGCUCUCGAUUUCACGGUCCCAGUGGCGCCUUGGAACGAGUUCAGUCAGCGAAAGCACGGCAAGCAUCGCUCAGGAGCAGCAGAGCUAGAUGCACAGAUGCGGUUUCUGCAGCGCGUAAUGCGCGACGUUCUUAAAUCAGCAACUGCAUGGCGUGGCGUCUCCGAUCUCGACUUGAGCUGGGGGUGGUUCGCGUCGCCAAUUUCCUCGAUCAAGCUGAAUGAGAAGCUACACGGCGAAACAGAAUUCAACAAGAUUCAGGCCGAGCUUAACACGGGUAGCAUUGCGGCUAGCGCAAACGAGGUGUGGAAGAGGGAUGGCUUCCGCAUCCUCGAUGAGGAUGAAGACGAUGAAGGAGAGGAGAUCGAACCGGCUGAGUUUGAAGAACGUAAUGAUACGGAGGCUCUGGUUCGCAAACGAAAGCUAGAGUUGGAAGAACAGGAAGAGCUCAUGGAGGCGCAGCGCAAACGCAAGGAGAUCGCAGCAGCACAGUUGAGAUCUCACAUCCGCUUACAGCCACAGCGAGAAGCAGGUGGAUGUCACCGCUGGCAAAACGGACUAGAUGCCUCUCACGACCCUUGCAAGGCCCACCAAACCUUGGCCAACUUACGGUUGCAGCAGUCGCAAUCGCCCGUAUCUCAACAUAAGCCUAUUGGAGAGCAGAAAGAGGCACCUGUCGAGCUGAUAUUUGGCGGAUUUUCGGCAUCUACAGCGCUGCACAAGUUCAUGGAGACACAAGGCAAAGCAAUCAAGUCUGCAAAGCCCACCACACAGACGAACGUCUCUUCCGCACCUCCUCUUCACAGCUUGCAGGUCCGUGAAAACGAGCCAUCUGCCGAGUCGAGGCUAUUCAUCGCCCAAGCACCAGGACAUACCCCAAACCUACAAGGCAAGAGUGCAGGACAUCCAUCACGCUUCUUAGCAGAUCCGCCACCUCCCGUCGACCUCCCACCCAGCUCCUUCAUUGUCUCAUCAACCCUCCUCCAACGACGCUCACUCAUAAAACAAAUCGAACAUCUCCACCAGGAAGUUGAGCUCAUAUACCGCGACCACACCCUCCCGCACUCCGUCUCCACUGAAGCAGACAUAGUCCUCUCCCCCUCAACUGGCAUGAUCCUUACCACCCUGCAACAAAUCAAACAAGCGCCUCUUCCUGGGCAGGUGGCCCGCUCACCAGUCAAAGAGCGCAUGGCGAUGCUGCAAGAGCGCUAUGAGAGACUCGUGGUUCUUGUCAGUGAGGGCUUGAGAGAGGAGAACGGGUGCAGUAGGCCCGAGGACGUGAGGGAUCAGGAGACAUUGAAGGGUCUUGAGGUCUUCGCAGCACAGCUCGAGGGCGACGUGGUUGUCGAGUAUAUCCGAGGAGGCGAGCAGAAGCUUGCGAGGGCUGUGGUGGAGAGUAUGGGGAUAUAUGGGCUGCCGCAUGGUGGGAAAGAUAUGGGUGAUGCGAGGUUGUUUGCGUGGGAGGUUUUCCUCCGCCGCGCAGGUAUCAACCCCUUUGCCGCACAGGUAAUCCUUGCCUCCCUCAAGGUUCCUACGAUAAUUGCCUUACCUCCCGUCUUGAGUUCGCCGACUUCGUACGUACCACAGAGGGCUGUGGAGGCCGCUGGGUUGUCUUUGUUCUUGUUGAUGGAGCGAGAAGACAGGGCUAAGCACUUCCAGGCCAUCAUGGGAGGAAGGCGAAUACUAGACAGAGUAAGUGGGUUGUUGGAUCAGCGAUGGCUUAGCGCCGCGCAUGGAUUCAGGAUGUAG
Messenger RNA from Macroventuria anomochaeta, 2889 nucleotides. RefSeq lists its product as uncharacterized. The coding region runs from base 1 to 2889 and encodes 962 amino acids. The record is from RefSeq and is a predicted model, not a curated record. The transcript has 3 exons. NCBI's taxonomy places the organism in Eukaryota, Fungi, Ascomycota, Dothideomycetes, Pleosporales, Didymellaceae.